GACGGAACACCGGCUAUAUACUCUCUGCGAUAGCUACGCCGCGUUGCACGUUGCUAGUUAGUUGCAAUGUUGUAGCUAUUAGCACGAUAGCCAUUCCUUUGCUGGGAGGGAGACCCGCCGUUUAGUUUGACGAACCUACGGUGUUAAUUCUCACUCAUUCAUAGUCCAACCAGCAGCCAACUGCUAGCUAACGGACAUUACUCACCUAAAUAGUAGCUAGCUUGUCUUGCCAUUCUCAUAGCCUGGUAGCCCACCCCGGCUAGCUAGCAAGCUACCAGCUAGCCUUCUACCCGUCUUCUCCCUCUGUGCCAACAGUCUCCUGCCCAACCGGAGGACCAUGGCGAUGAGACAGACUCCGCUAACCUGCUCCGGUCACACCCGACCCGUGGUGGACUUGGCCUUCAGUGGAAUCACUCCCUACGGCUACUUCCUCAUCAGCGCCUGCAAAGACGGCAAACCCAUGAUGCGCCAGGGCGACACAGGGGACUGGAUCGGAACGUUUCUGGGUCACAAAGGCGCUGUCUGGGCCACUCUGAACAUGGACGCCACCAAAGCAGCCACCGCCGCAGCUGACUUCACAGCAAAAGUGUGGGAUGCAGUGAGUGGAGACGAGGUCCUCACACUGGCACACAAACACAUUGUCAAGACGGUCACCUUUACUCAGGACAGCAACUGUCUACUGACUGGAGGAAACGACAAGCUGCUUCGCAUCUACGAUCUCAGCAACCCUGAAGCAGCACCUCAGGAGAUUGCAGGUCACACCUCAGCCAUAAAAAAAGCCUUGUGGUGUAACAACGACAAGCAAAUCCUCUCUGCUGCCGACGACAAAACCAUACGCCUGUGGGACAGGAGCUCCAUGGAGCAGGUGAAGACCCUGACGUUCGACACGUCGGUGAGCAGCAUGGAGUAUGUGGCUGAUGGAGAGAUUCUUGUGAUCACAUAUGGAAGGACCGUGGCUUUCUACAACGCUCUGAGCCUGGACCUCAUCAAGACAGUGGAUGCCCCGGCUCCCAUCAACUCAGCGUCCCUCCACCCAGAUAAAGACUUCUUUGUAGCCGGUGGAGAAGACUUCAAGCUCUACAAAUUUGACUACGGCACCAAGGAAGAGCUGGAGUCCUAUAAGGGUCACUUUGGUCCAGUGCACUGUGUUCGCUUCAGUCCGGAUGGUGAGCUGUAUGCCAGCGGCUCUGAGGAUGGCACGCUUCGACUGUGGCAGACGGCUGUGGGGAAAACCUACGGCCUGUGGAAGUGUGUCCUUCCUGAGGACCUGGGGGCAGAGAACUCUGAGCAGCUGUACACUACAGCCCCUGAGAUCAAAGCAUGAGUAGAGAGCAGUGCUGUUUGGAAAUAGGAUGAGAAGAGAAAAGAACGACGGAGAGGAAACGAGCGGAGGGGUGUUCCAGCGUUCUAUCUGGCCCCAGCAAGGAGCAGAGUCCAGACCAUCUCCAUCCAUCAGGAACUGAUGUGGAUGAUAUGACUGCCCUGUCUGUCAUAGACUUACCCAUCGCGCACUUACACAGACACACACAAGGCCAUAGGCUCCCACUGAUUUUAAGCAGUCACGUGGACAUUAUGGGCUGCAGAGUAAAGCAGUAGAGCUGUGAGUGUCGGCUCAUGGCUGCCUGCUUUCUCUCUGAUUAGCUCAGUUCUGUCUUUCUGCUUUAACUUGUUUUAACUUCCCUAAAGCCUUGAACCCAACCCCACAAUCAGCUGUUGCCAAGAUCGGGGUUGGGUUUCAAAAUUAAGAUAUUUAAAGAGCUGGACCAAGGCUCUUUUUUUUCUGUUCAUAGUUACAAGAAUACUAUAGGUAGUUGCACAGUUUGUGCUUAAAUAAGGCGCUUUAAUUUCUUCAAAAACAUUGCUUUGAGUAUCUGCUGCUUUUUGUAAUGUUACUUGUUGAGUCUAAGAAGUCAGUGUUCAAAUUAAAGAAAAUAUUGUUUUGUGACAAAGCAGAGAGGGAAGAAAUGCUGCUGGGUUUUGUUUUUCUCCAUUUUGGUUUCUGUCCUCAGUUAAGUCCAGUGAUGAAAUAAACAAAUGCAUUACUGA
Messenger RNA from Anoplopoma fimbria (sablefish), 2046 nucleotides. It is a transcript of the gene strap, whose product is annotated as serine/threonine kinase receptor associated protein. Gene Ontology annotation, cellular component: SMN complex. Gene Ontology annotation, molecular function: RNA binding; protein binding. Lineage: Eukaryota; Metazoa; Chordata; Actinopteri; Perciformes; Anoplopomatidae. Gene Ontology annotation, biological process: spliceosomal snRNP assembly. The record is from RefSeq and is a predicted model, not a curated record.